Drosophila subobscura is the source of this 1378-nucleotide messenger RNA. RefSeq names its product calbindin-32 (gene Cbp53E). Gene Ontology annotation, molecular function: calcium ion binding. Gene Ontology annotation, biological process: regulation of presynaptic cytosolic calcium ion concentration; regulation of long-term synaptic potentiation. The transcript is spliced from 12 exons. The coding region runs from base 235 to 1179 and encodes 314 amino acids. Gene Ontology annotation, cellular component: dendrite; terminal bouton; cytosol. Lineage: Eukaryota; Metazoa; Arthropoda; Insecta; Diptera; Drosophilidae. The record is from RefSeq and is a predicted model, not a curated record.
UCGUAGCAGUCUGCAAAGGAUUCUAGUCGCUAACGGUUCUCCAAAAAGUUCCCCCCAUCAACCAUCCAAAGCAAAUCGUCGCGUGCGUUCUAUUCAGUUGAUAAAUUCAAAAGAUUUCAGUCGCGAAAAGUGCACAAAAGUGAAGACAGCAACAACAAAAAUAACAGCAAAGCAAAGCAGCUUCAAAAAAAGUAAUUCCCUAAAGAAGAGAAGCAAACCCCCAUAAAGAAAGAAAUGGAUUCCGCAGCAGCCGCCGCCGCCAAGCGCGUACAGAUCGAGAAGGCGCACAAUUUCAUGCGCCAGUACCGCGAUCCCGAAUCGCGCGAACUCAAGAAGCUGUCGGCCAAUCAGUUCAUGGAUGUCUGGGCCCACUACGAUAAGGAUGGCAACGGCUACAUUGAGGGCACUGAGCUGGAUGGUUUUCUCAGGGAGUUUGUGGCCAGUGCCAAUGUCACAGACAUUAGUCCAGAGGCCGUCACGGACACAAUGCUCGAGGAGCUAAAAUCCUGCUUCAUGGAGGCCUACGACGAUAAUCAGGAUGGCAAAAUCGAUAUCAGAGAGCUAGCUCAACUUUUGCCCAUGGAGGAGAACUUCCUUUUGCUUUUCCGCUUCGAUAACCCAUUGGAAUCAAGCGUGGAAUUCAUGAAGAUCUGGCGCGAGUACGACACCGACAACUCGGGCUACAUUGAGGCGGAUGAACUGAAGAAUUUCCUUCGCGAUUUGCUCAAAGAGGCCAAAAAGAUCAAUGAUGUGUCCGAGGACAAGCUCAUUGAGUACACCGACACCAUGCUGCAAGUCUUCGAUGCCAACAAGGACGGACGUUUGCAGCUGUCGGAAAUGGCCAAAUUGCUUCCGGUUAAAGAGAACUUCCUCUGCCGUCAGGUGUUUAAGGAGGGCAUUGAUGGUGCCACCAAGCUGACCAAAGACGAUAUCGAGAAGGUGUUCUCGCUAUACGAUCGCGACAACAGCGGCACCAUUGAAAAUGAGGAACUCAAGGGCUUCCUCAAGGAUCUUUUGGAGCUGGUCAAGAAGGACGACUAUGAUGCACAGGAUCUGGCCGCCUUUGAGGAGACCAUCAUGCGGGGCGUGGGCCAUGACAAGCACGGCAAAAUCUCCCGCAAAGAGCUGACCAUGAUCCUCCUGACACUGGCCAAAAUAUCGCCCGACGAUGAGGAGUAAGGAGAUUUUUGUUUAGCCAAAUUCCAUAUUUGUCACCCCUUUUGUGGUAAACCAAACAACCAAAAUCUAGGCACCGAAGGCCACGAGCCAAUUGAUUACUUUAAAACUGCUGAAAAAAUUAGCAGAAAAUAACAAGAUUUUGGUAAAAAUGGAGAAUCUCCAAAGCAAAUGAAAUGGAGAUUCAACCCGAAACAAAAAA